This is a messenger RNA of Choloepus didactylus (southern two-toed sloth), 1116 nucleotides long. RefSeq names its product gastric triacylglycerol lipase-like. The transcript has 9 exons. NCBI's taxonomy places the organism in Eukaryota, Metazoa, Chordata, Mammalia, Pilosa, Megalonychidae. Bases 16 to 1116 code for a protein of 366 amino acids. Gene Ontology annotation, molecular function: hydrolase activity, acting on ester bonds. Gene Ontology annotation, cellular component: intracellular membrane-bounded organelle. Gene Ontology annotation, biological process: lipid metabolic process. The record is from RefSeq and is a predicted model, not a curated record.
AAUCCUGAAGCCUGGAUGAAUAUUAGUCAGAUAAUUUCCUACUGGGGCUACCCAAAUGAAGAAUAUAAGGUUGUGACUGAAGAUGGCUUUAUCUUGGGAGUCAAUCGGAUUCCUCACGGGAAAAUAAAAACUAAUGAUUUUGCCCUACAGCCUGUUGUGUUUUUGCAGCAUGGUUUGUUGGCAUCUGCUGCUUCCUGGAUUUCCAACCUGCCCAACAACAGCCUAGCUUUCAUUCUGGCAGACGCUGGUUAUGAUGUGUGGUUGGGGAACAGCCGAGGAAAUACAUUUUCCCGUGAGCAUUUAUACUUACCAACAGAUUCAAAAGAAUUCUGGGCCUUCAGUUUUGAUGAAAUGGCCAAAUAUGACCUUCCAGCAUCAAUCAACUUCAUCAUAAAGAAAACUGGACAGGAACAGAUCUAUUAUGUGGGGCAUUCCCAAGGCACCCUUAUCGCAUUUAUAGCAUUUUCUAAUUUUCCAAUGUUGGCCCAACGAAUCAAAACUUUUUUCGCAUUAGCCCCAGUCUUCUACGUGGAACACGCAAGAGGCCCUACAAAAAUAUUCCUAAACGUUCCCUCAAUAUUAUACAAGAUUAUAUUUGCUGAUCAAGAAGUCCUCCCACAGACCAUUUUAAACCGGGUUGUUGGCACAAAGUUGUGCAACCAUCAUAUAAUAGAUGUUAUCUGUGGCAAGAUCAACUUUGCUGUGUUUGGAUUUGACCCACAAAGUAUAAACAUGAGUCGCAUUGAUGUGUAUUUGUCACAAAACCCGGCAGGAACCUCUCUUCAAAAUAUUUUGCACGUACUGCAGGCAUAUCACUAUACUAACAUACUUCGAGCUUAUGAUUACGGAAGUCUUGCUCAGAACAUGAAACACUACAAUCAGCCUAUUCCUCCCCAGUAUAGUGUGAAGAACUUGCAAGUGAGAACAGCAGUGUGGUUUGGUCUAAAGGACAACCUGGCUGACCCCGAGGAUGUUAAAACUCUACUCCUGCAAAUCCCCAACCUCACUUACCUCAAGGUGCUACCUUCAUACAAUCAUUUAGAUUUUAUCUUUGGCCAUAGAGCACCUUGGACUAUUUAUUAUGAAAUCAUUGACAUAAUGAAGAAUACCCCAUAA